Messenger RNA from Hydractinia symbiolongicarpus, 717 nucleotides. RefSeq lists its product as uncharacterized. The record is from RefSeq and is a predicted model, not a curated record. Lineage: Eukaryota; Metazoa; Cnidaria; Hydrozoa; Anthoathecata; Hydractiniidae. The transcript has a single exon. The coding region runs from base 1 to 717 and encodes 238 amino acids.
AUGGAAACAAGUACGAAUUUAAACAAUAACAGUAGAAUAAAAGAUGAAGAAAUCUUUAAAAUCAAACUAGCCUUAUCUUCACUAACUAACACGGUUGUAGUUUGUCCAAUGAUAGCAACCUUAUACACACAAUCGCCUUCUGAUGAUGAAACAUGGAGUUGUUUUAAACGAGGUGUUCCAGGAUUAAUUCUAUCACAUGAUGGAAAUAGAGAAGUAACAUGUGUUCAAAUUUGUAUUGCGGAUGCCCAUUCUGGCUUUGCUCUUUGGAGAGAAACUUUACUAGAGUCAUCAAAUUAUAAAUCAACACAGGGAAACUUUCAUACAUUCAAAUUGCUAUCCAGCAGUAAUGAUGUUGGUGAGACAAAAAACAUGGCAGGCAUUAGAUUUCCCACAGAGGAAUCUGGAAGAGUAUUUCUUAAUGAUGUAUUAAGUAAUAUACCAAAAGGUGAUGUCAGACCAGAGUCUUCAUUGAAUACAAAGGGAUCUCGUAAAUUCUCACUUAAAAAAAUUCGAAAAGACGAGAUAUCUACACCUUGUAUGUUUAGGCAUGUGACCACAAGUUUGCAAAACAAAAAUCGUGAUAGAUCUAAAACUGUUGGCCAUAAAGGAAAAAAGAAAACAAGUAAACAUUCUGGUUCAGGUUCGUCGUUAGAUGCUCCAGAUUCUGAUCCAGUGCAAGAUUUGACAACAAGAAGAACCUUGAGCACAAAAAGAUGA